AUGGACUACGUCAACAUGAUAUUCGCCCAUAGGCCUGAUCCAACUGUAAUGAUGGAAGAAAUUGUCCGCGCUUUCAACUAUGAGAUCGAGAAAGGCUGGGUGUUGUAUUGGGUUACUUCUGAAUGGCCUGCCUGGGAGAUUGAGGAUGCCUUCCAUGUCGUGGACAAGCUGAAUCUGCUGAGCGGCACCAACACAAGUAUGACUUCAAGCUCACCCCCGAGUCCAAUUCUUACUGAACUGAAGCUUCCAUAA
Messenger RNA from Lentinula edodes (shiitake mushroom), 252 nucleotides. RefSeq lists its product as uncharacterized. The record is from RefSeq and is a predicted model, not a curated record. Lineage: Eukaryota; Fungi; Basidiomycota; Agaricomycetes; Agaricales; Omphalotaceae. The coding region runs from base 1 to 252 and encodes 83 amino acids. The transcript has 4 exons.